Molecule: messenger RNA, 378 nt
Organism: Peronospora matthiolae
Lineage: Eukaryota; Oomycota; Peronosporomycetes; Peronosporales; Peronosporaceae
Source: the annotation of a GenBank genome assembly
AUGCUGCUGCUUGAGAAUGGGAAUAGCAGUGAAGACACGUCAGAAGGUAGCGAUGGACCACCUUCUCCAAAGCGUGCAAGAAUUGAUGACGAAGGUCUCAUUGCAGAGGCUGUAUUAUCCUAUGCUGCAAGCGUUGGCGAGGCGGACGACGCUCCAUCAACAUACAGCCAAGCGUUAAAAGGCGAAGACAACAGCAAGUGGAUUCAAGCGAUGCAAGCGGAGCUCAAGGCGCACGCCGAUAACGGGUCCUGGACACUGGUACCAAAACGGCAAGACAUUCGACCAAUCGGGUGCAGAUGGAUAUUUGCUAAGAAGCGAAACGAACACGGACAAGUGGUGCGCUACAAAGCUCGACUCGUCGCAAAGGGGUUCAAGUAG